AUGACGGCAGCCACAAAAUCAAAAACGAACAAAGUCUCGACUACUCCAGCCAUGGCAUCUUCAGUGCUGAAUACUCCAGAAACCCUGGAGAUGAUCCUAGUUCAGUUAGACAUGCGCACAAUCCUUACCGUGUCUGUCGGGGCCUGGUUGAAUCUAGUCACCACAUCACCCUCGAUCCAAAAGGCACUAUACUUCACCCCGAUCACAGAGUCCGAAGGAGAACCAAAUGAAAAGACACUCAAUCCACUCUUGAAAGAGGAAUUCCCUCCUAUGUUUCCGCCAAAGGAUAGUUCGUCUUACGAUGGAUUCGACUUUUCCGAUUUCAAAUGA
Messenger RNA from Penicillium subrubescens, 330 nucleotides. RefSeq lists its product as uncharacterized. The transcript is spliced from 2 exons. The record is from RefSeq and is a predicted model, not a curated record. Bases 1 to 330 code for a protein of 109 amino acids. NCBI's taxonomy places the organism in Eukaryota, Fungi, Ascomycota, Eurotiomycetes, Eurotiales, Aspergillaceae.